AUGGCACCGUUUCCUGAGCUUUGCUUCGAAGGCGAGCCAGCAGCUCCGGCAAUGAGCUCUGCUCAGAUGUAUGACAGCCUCCAAGCUUCAUUCGCUAUGUCGCUCAAUAUCGGCAAUCAUUUUCCGGAGGGUAUGAUGUCCACGACGACCCAGCCGCUCCAGCCGGUCAUACUCUGUAGUCCAAAGGAGGACGUUUCCCACUGUUUCAUGGCCCUCCAAUUUGCACUCGGGCCUGUUGAGUGCAGCCCCUGCAACCUGCCAUUAAACGCGGAGGGGGCUAUGGACUUGCCCGUGUCGUUCUACUUUGCUCACGAGCAAUACAAUCCUUGGUGGCCACCCCAGGCAACUGUCGAUGACAUCGGCAUCCCCUCCUUGGGCACUUCGGACUCCAUCGAGAGGUUUCCCAGGACGCCUAGUCAGUAUGUCGAACUCGGACCGCCACUCGAUUUCCCUCAGGAAACAGCACUGUUUCAGUCGUCCCAAGGAAUCCUCUCUCCAGUAGGAGGUUGGGAAGAAAGUACCUUUGCCGGAUCUCCUGACGCCGACAAUAUAGCGAGCCUGUGCAGUUCAGAAGCGACGCUUUUCUCACAAGUGUCUACAUCCGAGCCCGAUUCUUGUUACAAUGGCGUCAACGGACGCGAAUCAUGUGGCGACCCUUUCGGCUUUUGCGAUAAAGGAGCCGAGAAUGGCUAUGACCGCGGUAUCUGGUGGGAUGUUGUAUUAACCGAUGACGGCGAUGGCGAUGUUUCCAAAACGACUGCCGCAGGAAUCAGCUCGUCUGAGGUCGCCGACAGUCAGUACCAUUCACUCCCCUACAUAAUCAGGAUCACCAUCCAGAUGGAUGUUGGCCGAGCUGACAAAGACUUAUAG
Microdochium trichocladiopsis is the source of this 870-nucleotide messenger RNA. RefSeq lists its product as uncharacterized. The coding region runs from base 1 to 870 and encodes 289 amino acids. The record is from RefSeq and is a predicted model, not a curated record. The transcript has a single exon. NCBI's taxonomy places the organism in Eukaryota, Fungi, Ascomycota, Sordariomycetes, Xylariales, Microdochiaceae.